Molecule: messenger RNA, 1685 nt
Organism: Mytilus trossulus (common blue mussel)
Lineage: Eukaryota; Metazoa; Mollusca; Bivalvia; Mytilida; Mytilidae
Product: protocadherin gamma-A4-like
Exons: 2
Coding region: 356-1276 (306 amino acids)
Cellular component (GO): membrane
Molecular function (GO): calcium ion binding
Source: RefSeq, a predicted model, not a curated record
AAUUAUGUACCUGUAAUUAUACAAUGUUGUUAUGUUGGUGAUCAACUGUUUCCCUGUAUACAUCUAACUUCCAGAAAACAGAAUAUAAAAAAGCAAACAACUAACAAACAAACAGAUUUCUCUACAUUUAUCAUGUUUGAACUCCACUUCAAUUGUAAUGGUAAAAUUCCUUCGUGUCUUCUUUCGUCAUAUAUUUAACCUUAAAUGAUCCACUUUAUUUCUUUCGAAAUACCUGACGUACCUAGAUAAAUAACUGGAUGUCGGGCAUACUUCAGGUACAGGUCAUGGGAUUAUAUACAGAUGUUUAUAGUAUAUAAGUCUUAAAUUUGAGAUUACCAAUACGACUAGAACAAAAAUGUUUCAAUACAUAUUAUUUUCCGUACUACUUGUUUUCCCAUUUCCAAGCCACGAGGCUUCUACAAAGAAAACGUCACAACUGACCACACAAACAACAACAGAGCAACCAGAAAUUAGAUGUAACAUAAGAAAAACGCAGUGCCCGGAUGGUUUUUGCUGUGCAAGAGAUGAGUUUUUGCCUGAGUAUACUACGUGUAAACAUACUGGUAUAAUAAAGUCUUCUUGUUCGACAGUAAUGAAUGAAGCCAUGUGUCCAUGUGAAACCGGAUUAGUUUGUGUUCCAAAUGUAAACAGUGUAGAUUUCGUAUCAAUUUACGGUAAAUGUCAAAAGAAUAUUACGACAAUCGAUUCAACUAUUGCAACAACUGUAAAAGGAUCAACCACAAUACUAACUACAACAACUAGAAAACAACACAUGGAACAUAAUCAUCCUCCAAUUAUUCAGUUUCAUAGUUCAGCGGUAAAAGUUUCAAAAUUUUCCAAAGUUGGACAACCAUUUUCAAAAUUUACUGUAAAGGAUAAUGAUCCGGGUAAAAACGGAAUAGUGCAGUGUUCAGUGAUACAACCGGGAUUUUUUAAGAUAGAAAAGGUUGAUAGCUACUUAUUCCAAGUGGAAGUAGCAUCUUCAUUAGAAAAUUUGUCUCCACAAGCUUUGGGUACACUUAUCAUAUGCCAAGACAACGGAACUCCUCCAUUAAAUGGAAUAAGACAAGUUUCUAUAAGUAUUGUUCUUGAAAAUGUAGCAUUCGAUACUACUACAAUCACUCCAUCAACUUCCGUAACUAUGGAAACGAUAAACUCAAAUUUAGAAUCGACUUCGAGUAAAACUGAAAUUACACAAACUGUGAAUACCACACCAAGUAAUGAAAAUUCAACAGCAUCAUCUUCUGAAACUUCAGAAACUUCCACUUCCGUUUAAGUCUGUACCAUUAGUUAAUACACAUAGUACGCAAUAAAAGACUAGUUUUCAAUUAACUUUGUGAAAAGUGGAAUUUUCAAAAGAUCUUAAUUUGUGUAGUGAAUUAUUCAAAAGGGAAAACUACUAGUAUUGAACUACUAAAACUGUUAUAACAUUAUUUAUCACUCAUCUUUGUUCUGAACAAAUCUCAGUUGACCUUAAAUAAAAGGCGAUCUCAUAUUCUAAAAGUUGACCUUUUUUAAAGGUCCUCCUAACUAAGAACAAAUAUACUAUGUUGUUGUAUAUCAUUUUCUCUCUCUCGUUAUUUGUUCAUACAUUCUGGCCUUUUAUAGCUGUCAAUGUUUUACUCAUUUUAAAUCAAAUUUGAUUGUUAUCUUAUUUCUAAAGUAAAUUAAUCAGGAGCCUGUAA